Corticium candelabrum is the source of this 1016-nucleotide messenger RNA. Its product is annotated as adhesive plaque matrix protein 2-like. Lineage: Eukaryota; Metazoa; Porifera; Homoscleromorpha; Homosclerophorida; Plakinidae. The transcript has a single exon. The record is from RefSeq and is a predicted model, not a curated record. The coding region runs from base 3 to 854 and encodes 283 amino acids. Gene Ontology annotation, biological process: motor neuron axon guidance.
GCAUGACGGAGUGGACUUACGCGAUUGUCUGCCUCUUGGCGCUCUCAACUCCCGUCACACGUGCAGCCUGCGACGUGUGCUCUUCAAAUUGUCCAUACACGGCAUCUCUAGACAAUAAUGUGACAGGAUCUCAUGGUUACGAGGUGCGCAGUGUCUCGUGCGCAGACUCGGCUGCUUUUCCUCAGCUAUUGUCCGUAAGGGUUUCACCGAGGAACGGAGGCAAUGACAAUUUUACGGUGACGGUGAUGGAUCCAGAGGGAUACGACGACUUCGUUAGACAUAAGGGCUUGUUCUAUUCGUAUUUUCCUCUGUUGUCUACCGGUGGAGUGGGUAACGGCAGCAAUGUAUCGACGUGCUUUAGCAAGAGUGCCAAGGCUGUGGUUGGUGCUGGGACUAAAGCCUAUGUCGUCAUCGGGUGUGUCAAUCAGGGGUCAGAGUGCAACCUGACGUAUGGCAUUGAUCAUACUUGUCUGGUUUCUGAUGCUUGCAGUUCAGGAUAUUGUGGUUCUCGUGGCGUAUGCGGCAAUAAAAAGUGCGUUUGUAAUGCGGGAUAUACUGGGGAUCGGUGUGAGAGUGUGGACAGAUGCUAUGGCAUUGAUUGUGGUUCCCAUGGCAAUUGUACUGAUGGAAUGUGUGAUUGUGAUGGAGGCUACAGCGGAAACAGAUGUGAAACGUUUGAUGUAUGCUAUGGAGUCUCGUGUGGUUCUCAUGGAACUUGUAGGUCAGGAGCGUGCGUCUGUAAUGCUGGUUAUCAUGGUGAUUCAUGCCAGAGCUCUGGUGGGAAUGUCGUCUUAUCACAUCUGAGUUGUUUUAUGUUAAUUGGUUUGAUUAUUCUAUUGAGUUUGCUGGUUUGAAAUUAUUGGACGUUACCUAAGAUGUUAGUUGUUAUGUGCAAUUGUUGGUCAGUUUAGUUACAUUUGGCACACGUGACAUGAGAUUUCUUGCAAGUUUUUCUUAGAGCUGAAAUGGUUUCUAGUACAAGCAGUUGGCUGUGAUAAAUAGAAUGAUUUGAUUGA